This is a messenger RNA of Lacerta agilis (Sand lizard), 2300 nucleotides long. RefSeq names its product interleukin 1 receptor associated kinase 1 (gene IRAK1). Gene Ontology annotation, molecular function: protein binding; protein kinase activity; ATP binding. Gene Ontology annotation, biological process: protein phosphorylation; signal transduction. The coding region runs from base 49 to 1971 and encodes 640 amino acids. NCBI's taxonomy places the organism in Eukaryota, Metazoa, Chordata, Lepidosauria, Squamata, Lacertidae. The transcript is spliced from 14 exons. The record is from RefSeq and is a predicted model, not a curated record. Gene Ontology annotation, cellular component: plasma membrane.
CUGGCCCGGGGCGCAGAGGGCGAGAGUCGCAGUCGGGGCCGGGGGGCCAUGGCUGCUCCCUGGGCGUCCCGCUUCCUCUACGAGGUGCCCGCCGCCGUCAUGUGCAAGUUCCACGAAGUCAUGGACGCGCUGGGGAGAGCCGAGUGGGCGCGCUUCGCUUCCAGGAUUGUGCGAGAUCAAGUGGAGCUGCGCCUGUAUGAGAAGAUGGAUGGGCGGACGCAGCAUCUUAUGUGGGCCUGGAUGAACCGCAAUGCCUCUGUCGGUGACUUAGUGCAGAUCCUUGAGGACUUGGAGCUUUAUCUGCCACGUGAUGUCAUCACUUCAUGGCAUCCACCACCACAACCUGCAAUGCCCAGUGCACUGUCUCCUCAUUUCCCCCAUGCCUCCCCUGAGCCACCACCUUCCCUACCUGAGCCCCCACGUGCUGCACCUGCCCCAGAUCCUGGUAGCCAUGGCAGCAGCAGGGUCAGGGAAUCGAUUUGGGAGCCCCACAAACAAGCUUCCUUACCUGCACCAGAGCCCUCCUGUCCUCCGCUAUCUCUGCCAGGGCCCCCUCCCAGCAGCCACCUUAACAGUGUCGGCCAGAGAAACCCACCUUUGCCUCCCACCCGCCUUGAUGAACAGAGCCUUGACUCUCUGUCCCCUACCUGCCCCUUUGAGUGGCAGCUGAAGGAGCUGCGCGAAGCCACAGGAGACUUCUCAGAGACCUUGAAAAUUGGAGAAGGUGGCUUUGGCUGCGUGUACCAAGCCCGACUGCGCAACACUGUCUAUGCUGUCAAACGGCUCAAAGAGGAAGCAGAAUUGGAUUGGACUGUAAUCAAGAACAGCUUUGUCACAGAGGUGGAAAAACUUUCCCGGUUCCGCCAUCCCAACAUUGUAGAGUUUGCUGGUUACUGUGCUGAGCAGGGGCAUUUCUGCCUUGUCUACGUCUUCCUACCUCAGGGCUCCUUGGAGGACCACUUGCGUAGACAGAGUGGUCCCUGCCUCUCCUGGGCCCAGCGGCUGCAUAUAGCAGUGGGCACUGCCAGAGCCAUUCAGUUCCUGCACAGCGAUUCUCCUAGCCUUAUUCAUGGUGAUGUCAAGAGCUCUAACAUCUUGUUGGAUGCGGCACUUACCCCCCGACUGGCUGACUUUGGGUUGGCACGUUUUAGCCGCCGACCAAAGCAGGGAGGAUUGAGCAGCUCUCUGGGCCGGACGCAGACUGUGCGGGGCACGCUGGCUUACCUGCCCCCUGAGUACAUCCGGACGGGGAUGCUGUCUACUGCUAUUGAUGUUUUCAGCUUUGGUGUGGUCCUGUUGGAAAUCUUGACAGGUAGACGAUCUAUGGAGCUGGAUUCACGUGGACACAGCAAGUACUUGAAAGAUCUUCUGAAUGAGGAGGAAGAGGAGCAGGAAGCCCGGCUGUCCUCUGCCACAACUUCUUCCAGCCUCUCCCAAGUUGCUCAGCUUGGCACUCAUCUAUACCAGAAGCACGCAGACCCGCGGGCCGGGCCCUGUCCAGAGCAACUGGGCACAGCACUUGGCAGCCUGGCUUGCCGGUGCCUCCACCAAAGGGCCAAGCACCGCCCCCCAAUGACGGAGGUGUACCAAGAGCUAGAGAGGCUCCAGCUACUGCUGUGCAAAGAGUCUUUCCCCACUUUGCAACCCCUAAGACAGCUGCACACUCCGCAAGAGGAUUCGUACACCUCCAGGCCUCUCAACCAGCCUGAAGAGAGUGAUGAAAGCCUGGAGGGCAGCCUGAGGCUGCUGAGCCACAGAAGUGUGCCCAGAGGGAAUAUCUCUGUAGGCCAACUAGGCGACUCUGCCCCUCAGAUCGUCAUCAACCCAGCAAGGAGGCGUAUGAUGGAGCGGCUGGCACUCUACCAUGACGGAGAGCUUAGCAGCCUGGAUGUGCUUGCUUCUGCAGCGUCAGGGGAAGGUCACCUUGCAGAACCCCCUCGUGAGCCCGAAGAGAGUGAUGAAUUUGAGUGAUGAACUUGAGUGACAUGGAAGGAUGAAAGUUCUCACAGCGCUGAUGGCACUUUGCAUUUUACAGGGUCCCACUAUCCCGGGGGGGGGGGUCACGUUCCUUAGCUGGUACCACCAACCCUGUGGCACUCAGGGGUUCCUGGUGGAAUCUGGCAUCAGGUUAACAACACAGCUCAAGCGGGUGGCAGGGGAAAUGGAGUCUAUUUGAAUCGGAGAAGUAGGAGGAGGGGAUUGUGUAGAUUACUACCCCUAUGGCCCUCCCUGCAAACGUCUCCUCACUACAUACUCCUUUUUCUUGAAGACAGUAAAUAAAACAUUUUAUAUAUUUGUAA